AUGCUCCGUCUUCGACAUCCCGUCCUCUACGUCCUCUACGUCCUUCCCGUCCCGUCCUCUAUGUCCUUGACGUCCGCUACGUCCUUCACGUCCUCUACGUCCUUGACGUCUCCUCCUCCCAUGCUCCGUCUUCGACAUCCCGUCCUCCACGUCCUCCACGUCCUCCGCGUCCUCUACGUCCUCUACGUCCUUGACGUCCUCUACGUCCUUGACGUCCUUGACGUCCCGUCCUCUAUGUCCUUGACGUCCGCUACGUCCUUGACGUCCUCUACGUCCUUGACGUCCCGUCCUCUAUGGGUGCUGCUCGGCAAUGCCCGUGCCGCAACACAAAUGCAGGCGUGGGCCUUGGUGGAAAACCACUUUGACCUCCAAGAACUUUUCGGAGAGGUCGGAAGGCUCUUCUUGGAAGAGCAAGCUGCCAAGAAGUGUUUGCACACGAUGGCGAUUUCUAUGUCUGUUUUAGCUGGCCUAGCCCCAUUAGCGAACGGAGCGCAGGUGAGAAUAUGGACAGAACCAACGCCAUUGGUCCUAGCCACAGUUCUCAUCAACCCUCCGCAGAGCCGAAAAAGUCAAACCACCAGCUUGCUCCGGGAACUUGGCACGGUGAUCGACCAGACUUGUCAUGAGCGGGAGCGGGCACGCGUGCUUCAGCGUCAUCCUGCCGCAGAAGAAGAUAUUCGGACCGAGACCCUUCCGUCGAAUGUCUUAGAAGGCUUCACGCCAGAGGCUUUUUUCGAAGCAGUCAGUGGUGAUUACUCUGUGAAGAAAAAGAGUGGCCGAGUUUGGGGACCUGGUGGAUACGGCCGCUUGGCAAACGUGGAUGAGGUUUACCCCAGUUUCCUUGCAUUCGGCCUACUGACUGGGAAUGAUGCCAACAAGUCCUCGCAUGGAAAAUCUCCUGCUGGUAUCAAUUCAGCCACAAGCCUUUUGAAUCGGUUUUUCCAGACCGGAGGAAGUAGCAGAUUGACACGCACGGCUGGAGCCUACGGAGGCGCUGCUGCGUGCAGUGUGUCUUUCGCAUUGGUCGGAAAUGCUCAUCCAACUACUGCUUUAGCAAUGCUUGCCGGCACAAGUGGCUGCCACGUUGCAGCCGCGCAUGAGCGCAUUCUUUUCUACACUUGCCCCAGAAUCCAACCACAUUCACCUGUGCCUGAUGCUGUCCGCGUCAGCGGGCCGCGCUACAUCUGGACCGACAUGCCAGAGGAGCUUGCGGAAUUGGCAGGCUUGACAGAAUUGCUCCGGGAUCCAGAACGGGCGGUGGCAGCAGUGCGACCGGACUAUGACCGCCCGAUGCUUCAAGGCGGGGACCGGGAAGCAUACACAUUUUCUCUGCGACCUGACCAAGCCCAUCUCACAGAAUGCUUGGCAUUGAGUGAUGUAUAUAUAUAUAUAUCUAUCUAUCUAUCGAUCUACCUACCUACCUACCUAUCUAUCUAUCUAUCUGUCUAUCUAUCUAUCUAUCUUUCUAUCUAUCUAUCUAUCUCUCUCUCUCUCUCGAUAUAUGUAUCUAUAUAUAUAUACUAUAUAUAUAUAUAUUAUAAGUGUAUAUAUAUAUAUAGUAUUUAA
Cladocopium goreaui is the source of this 1566-nucleotide messenger RNA. The record is from the annotation of a GenBank genome assembly. Lineage: Eukaryota; Dinophyceae; Suessiales; Symbiodiniaceae.